This is a messenger RNA of Penaeus chinensis, 1956 nucleotides long. RefSeq names its product cartilage oligomeric matrix protein-like. Gene Ontology annotation, cellular component: extracellular region. Gene Ontology annotation, molecular function: calcium ion binding. Gene Ontology annotation, biological process: cell adhesion. NCBI's taxonomy places the organism in Eukaryota, Metazoa, Arthropoda, Malacostraca, Decapoda, Penaeidae. The coding region runs from base 1 to 1956 and encodes 651 amino acids. The record is from RefSeq and is a predicted model, not a curated record. The transcript has 14 exons.
AUGUGUGGAUUCCUGUGUUCCUUCGCGGACUGCGUCGGCUUCACCCUCGAGCCGUCCGCCGCGGGUCGUUACUGCGCCCUCUACACGAACGUCACUGAUUUCGUAAACAACGACACCGACGCUAAGCUGUUCCUGAGAUACAAGCACAAGUGUUUCUUCAAUGAGAGCGAUUGUCAUGACAAGGCCACGUGCUACCAUUAUGACGGAGAGAACCACACCUGCACUUGCAUACCUGGAUAUGUUGGAGACGGGUUUACCUGUCAGGGUGCCUGCGCCGCCAACCCUUGCUUCCCAGGUGUAAGCUGCACAGACACAUAUAACGAGACCUGGUACAUCUGCGGCAGUUGUCCUCCGGGUUACGGCGGUAAUGGGCAGUCCUGUAUUGACCUGCAGUGCCCGAGCGGCUACGCGGGCGACGGCGAGACGUGCGGCCCCGACAGCGACCAGGACGGCUUCCCCAACCUCGGGCUGGCCUGCGCCGAGCCCGGCUGCGUCCAAGACAACUGCCCGACGUGGCCCAACUCUGGCCAGGAGGACGCGGACGCGGACGGCCUCGGCGAUGCGUGUGACGACGACGCCGACGACGACGCCCUGGAAAACGAUGUGGACAACUGCCCCCUCGUGGCCAACCUCGACCAAGCUGACAGCGACGGUGACAGCGUGGGCGAUGCCUGUGACAACUGCCCUGCUCUCGCCAACUCGGAUCAGGGGGAUACUGACGGCGACAGUGUCGGCGACGCGUGCGAUCCUGACAAGGACAAUGACGGCGUGCUCGACGGCGCUGACAACUGCCCGCUAGUUUCCAACACCGACCAGCUUGACACCGACGGCGACGGACUGGGCGACGCGUGUGACAACUGCCCGUCGGCUGCCAACGCGGACCAGGCCGAUGCGGACCAGGACCUCGUCGGCGACGCCUGCGACACUGGCAUAGACACAGGCAGGGACUCCGUCCAGGACAGCCUCGACAACUGCCCCAACGACGUCAACAGCGACCAGGGCGACGCAAACGCAGACGGCGUGGGCGAUGUGUGCGACUUAGACGCCGAUUCUGACGGUAUCCCCAGUGCGCUCGAUAACUGCCCGCUCGUGCCCAACGUCGACCAGCACGACAUGGAGGGCGACGGCGUGGGCGACGCAUGCGCACUCGACUUCGAUGGCGACGGUCACCUCGACGCCAACGACAUCUGCCCCAAGAACGGCGCCAUUUUCGAGCAGGACCUGGGGUCAGUUCCGCCUCCGGCUCAGCAUGGAGUGGUGUCGAAACUACAAGGGACGGAACAUAAAUCCGGGGCGAAUGGGUUAAAGAAUACUGUACAACUUCACAGCCAUCUGGAGCGGUAUCCACGAAAGUUCUCAGACAGUUUUGAGACGAUUCUGAGACUAAAUUUUGAGACAAUCUUCGCUGGAGCGGUAACAGAAGCGAACCCCCAGAAACCCCACCAAUUAACCCCCACCAUCACCCCCACCUCCAGAGACCUGCAGGAGCUGUUGUUGGACGACCCUGCGUCCUAUGACCCGGCCAACUGGGUCAUUUGGGCAAAAGGAUCGCAGAUCGAGGAGACGUUGGAUUCUGACCCAGCGAUGGCUGUAGGUGAGGGAAAUGUCAGGAUCAGCGGCCUGGAUCUCGAGGCGACCAUUGGCACAACGGACGAUGGUGAUAACGACUUUAUGGGAGUUGUUUUCAGUUUUCAGAGUUACUCCGGGUUCUAUGUGGUGACGUGGAAGCAGCAGGGUGAAUCCUACAGUUCAGGCGGCUACAGUUCUUACGGCGAAUCGGGAAUCCACCUAAAGCUGGUCACGAGUCCAGAUGGCCCCAGCAAACGUGUCAAGGUCGCUCUCUUUGACACCCCUUCUGUGGCUGGCCAUGUACGAGGAUGUGACAUUCAUUGGAACAGUGGCUUCCAUGCUGCAGUCAUGAACGGCCUGGGAGAACCCUUUUCCCAGAAACUGUGA